AUGAAAAAUUGCGAACUCAUGCUCCUCUCUAGUUGCCUUGUUGGACAUGGCGGCGUCCUUCUUCAACACCAUUUCGUUGAGGCAAUCCCAAAGACACAAGUCAAACUAUUCGUUCCCUCUAAUUUGGCGGCAAGAUACGAUGAACAAGGCAACACUAUCCCCGUGAACCGACAAAAGUCCGAGGUUGAGACAGCAGCUCGUCAAGCCGGAAUCCCUACCACGGUCAUUCUUCCCGGGAACUUUGCAGAGUUCGCUUUGAACACGUCCACACGGUCCUAUGUGGCAGCAGGUCACGCCCAGAUCUUUGCUUCAACACCCACCAGUCAGCUGCAGGGUCGUGACAUAGCAUUGUGUGAACUGAAGCCUACCGGCAAUGAAAUUGCCGAAGCCCUUGCCCGCAAGUUCAAUGCGGCUCCCAUCACAAAGACAGAAAGCAAAGAGCACAUUGUUCAAGCAUUGAAUGAGGCAAUUGAGAAUGGAAACCCGUUUGCCCUGGCGCUCUAUUGUCGAAAGAUAUGGGCAACUGGAGAGAAGGCGAGAAUGAUGGGUGAAGAUUUCUGGGACGUUGAAGAUUAUUCCAAGGCGACGCUUUGUGGCUUAAUUGUUGAACACAACCUUAAGUCAUACCGAUCGAUGCCUGAGGAGGUGAGGGCUUAUUUCACAGAUCUAUUCGAUCAAUGUGAAUGA
Penicillium salamii is the source of this 687-nucleotide messenger RNA. The record is from the annotation of a GenBank genome assembly. Lineage: Eukaryota; Fungi; Ascomycota; Eurotiomycetes; Eurotiales; Aspergillaceae.